GCGUGAACUGUGUAUUCCGCCUCGCAUCCAGCCCUAGGAUACGGGAACACCAUCAAGAUGGCGGUCUACAACACGUCACGCUUCAUCGACGGACUCCUCAAGACCCACGAAACGUCACCGCCGUCGUUCACCGUGCGGCUAUACCGCGAACACUGGACGCUGAACAACGGAUCCAAAUUCUUGUAUAAUAACCAAAUCGCAUCUCUGUUGGAUGAUAUCCGUACACGACAUAUACCUGUAGACUUCCUCGAGCUGUUCGAUACCGCGAAGCUGCCAUUCUACGAAGGAUGUCUGAUUGUGGAGUUGCUUGAUUAUCGCCCAAACAGGAGCACCGAUCCGGAGCUAGAACAGCCAGAGGCCAGCCGAGUGGUCCUGACUCCUAACGACGAAUCUCGGUGGACAGACAUUUGCCUUAUGAACCAGAAGACAGGGCUUACUUGGACCGACGCAGACUCCAUCGAAAUCGAGGCCCGUUUGUUGAUGGCCACUGCGCCUCCGCUCUGUCUGGUGCCAGAUGUACACUUGACGCGCAUCAUCAAUGCAACCCAGAGAACUACGACACCACCCGUGCCUCCCACGCUCAAGCGCAAGGCAUCUGCCAUGGACCAGGAAGCCGAUGAGAUCGAGAAGGCUCGUCGCGUCAAGAUCACGCAGUUCAUGAAUCCUCGGGGUCGAUCAACGGUGCCAACAUAUCGCAUCUUGGACGCGAUCCAGAAGGCGAAACUCGCGAAAGAACAGGCACCACCACCACCACCUAUCCACCCCGCCCCACCACCAACCGUACCUACAACGGCGUCCCCACGUCCCCAAGUGACAACCUCCGCGCAACCAGC
Messenger RNA from Trametes versicolor FP-101664 SS1, 833 nucleotides. RefSeq lists its product as uncharacterized. Gene Ontology annotation, molecular function: transcription coregulator activity. The annotation marks the transcript as partial. Gene Ontology annotation, cellular component: SAGA complex. The transcript has 5 exons. The record is from RefSeq and is a predicted model, not a curated record. Gene Ontology annotation, biological process: regulation of transcription by RNA polymerase II. Lineage: Eukaryota; Fungi; Basidiomycota; Agaricomycetes; Polyporales; Polyporaceae.